AUGGGUGCUAAGGGAUUUGUUGAAGGCGGGAUUGCUUCCAUUGUUGCAGGGUGCUCUACUCACCCUUUGGAUCUGAUUAAAGUUCGCAUGCAGUUACAGGGGGAAUCGGCUCCUGCUCCUGUUAGUAACCCUAAUCUUCGCCCUGCUUUUGCGUAUAACGGUGGCGGCGUCACCACUGUUGAAAUGCCGCAUCCGCCGCCGCCAGUUGUUAGAUCUGGACCGGUUUCGGUGGGUGUGAAGAUUUUUCAAACUGAAGGUGUUGCCGCGUUGUUUUCCGGUAUUUCUGCUACUGUUCUCCGGCAGACGUUGUACUCGACCACCAGGAUGGGGCUUUACGAGAUUUUCCGAGAAAAAUGGACUGACCAGAAUACGGGUACGUUUUCUCUGACUCGGAAAAUCACUGCCGGUUUGUUGGCUGGUGGGAUCGGCGCCGCCGUCGGCAACCCAGCUGAUGUUGCGAUGGUGAGAAUGCAAGCCGAUGGGAGGCUUCCGUUGGCUCAGCGGAGGAACUACAAAGGUGUUGCCGAUGCAAUCUCGACGAUGGUGAAGCAGGAAGGAGUUACCAGUCUGUGGAGGGGAUCCUCCCUGACGGUGAACCGUGCGAUGAUCGUCACGGCCUCGCAGCUGGCGUCGUAUGAUCAAAUUAAGGAAACGAUAAUCAAACAAGGGGUUAUGGGUGACGGACUGGGCACUCAUGUGACGGCGAGUUUUGCAGCGGGAUUUGUGGCGUCGGUUGCUUCGAAUCCGGUGGAUGUGAUCAAAACCCGGGUGAUGAACAUGAAGGUGGAGGAAGGGGUGGCGCCGCCGUAUAAGGGGGCGAUUGAUUGUGCCCUGAAAACGGUAAAGGCGGAGGGGCCUAUGGCCCUUUACAAGGGGUUCAUACCCACAAUUUCAAGGCAGGGUCCUUUCACGGUGGUCCUUUUUGUGACCCUUGAACAAGUGCGAAAGGUCCUCAAAGAUUUUUAA
Molecule: messenger RNA, 966 nt
Organism: Lactuca saligna
Lineage: Eukaryota; Viridiplantae; Streptophyta; Magnoliopsida; Asterales; Asteraceae
Source: the annotation of a GenBank genome assembly